GCGAAGACUAGGAGAAUGCUCCCCAUAACACGGCUGUUUUUGCUCUGUUCUUGCCUGUUCCUUUCCAACUGGAGCGGUUGUUUCAACUGUGCGUUGAUACCGACAUUAGGCAGUCAUGAACUUUCAACAGCUACGGGGAAUCCUUCCAUCACCCAUGAGGCGGGAAAAGAAGAUGGAAUAGGAACGUAUAAUGCGCCAUAUUGGUUCGCUGAGGAGGAGACGGCUGUAUCAACACUAUCAACGCCGGUUCUCCAGAUUAGAGCAAUGAAUAGCAAAGAUGAUAAGAAGAAAAAAGGAAGCCAAGAAACUAGGAAUCCGAGUGCUCUUAAAGAUGCGAAGAAAAAAGGAAUUCAGGAUGGUAAAGUUGAUAAAAAGAUGAGCUUCAAGUUCCCCUCUUUCAGACGAACCAACAGCAAUGGAAGCAACCACAGCAAUGACUCAAAUGUUACGAAUAGGACUGCGAAGAAAGGCAAACCUUCGAGAACAAUGUCUCUUCUCAACGGAGCUUUGAACAUAUUAAAAAGGAAAGACAGCAGCGGUAGCAGUAAGAGCAGGAGAGGCUCAAGGCCCAUCAGCCGGAACUGGUCGAGGUCGCCGUCGCCAGAGCGAUCAAGUUCCUUCCGGGACGAAGGAAGCUGCAGGGCCGAUAGCGGUUCCACUUCAAACAGGUUCCUGGACGAAGUGUGUCCCGGUUACGCGAUGGGACCCGAUCAGCUGACCAGUCAGGGCAGACAAGAAGUGGCGGCGGACAUCGCGCAGCUCAAGGAUAAAUACUGCGGAAGAGAAAUGACUCAGCAGCGAGGGCAGAGCUUUAAAAAUGAAAUGCAGGAUCUCGGGCAGAAAUAUUGUCCUGGCGGCAACGUGAACCAAGAGCUUAUCCGACCGGCACCGCCCCCCGAUGCCUCCACCCCGAACAUAGACCGUUCCCAGUUCUACAACAUGAUCAGGAGUCAUUUAAGCUCACUCUCGCCAGAAACCCCCACUCCGAACCCACCACCAAUGAGCCCAUCGCGUCCUCCGAGCCCACCACGUCCUUCGAGCCCACCACGUAGCCCAUCGCGUCCUCCGAGCCCACCACGUCCUCCGAGCCCACCACGGUUCCUACCACCCCCUCCGACUCCGAACUUGACUCCGAACCCUGACUACGGGGCGUCCUUCAGAGCUGUGAGGAUGUCGCAGUCUGUCGACCUCACCCCGCCUCCGCCGCCGCCGCCGCCGCGAGCCAUCUCGGCGGGAGACAAAUACGAGGAAAUGAGUAGGUGGAUCACGGAUGUGUGCGAAGAGGCGCCCCCUGGUGCGACGACCAAGUCGCCCUCGCGGUCGUCGCCCCUCAGAUCGCCGAAGAGGCCACCUCAGACGCAGACGCCCGAAUCCGCUGGAACCCCGUAUGACGAGAAGAUGCGGAGGAGACUAAUCCAGAUCGCAGCUGAGGAUCACUUGGAAAGCAGCAGAAAGCCGAAGUAGAACGCAGCCACUGUUGCCAGAUAUUACCGAAAAAUUAGCACUAUUUCCAUUUAAUAUUUAUGGUGAAACUUAAUAAAAUUAAAAUAAAAAUAAGUUCAAGGCAAACCACGAUGCUAUUCAUUUUAUGUACCGUUUUAUGUUCAUUUCAUGCUAUGCCACUUGUUUACUUGUCACUUGUCACUUGUCCUAUCAAUGAUUGUAACUUUUAUUAUAUGAAUGGUUUAUUUUAUUUUAUUUAAUUUGAUAUUUAAUCUCAGAAUUGAUACGUAAUUGCCUUUGCCACGUAGCUCCUCACUUUCCUUAUUUAGUUGCUUUGUAGUUUCUUUGUAGUUUUGCAUGUGUUGCCCUUGUGUUAUGUAAGCCCUGAUGAUGGGGCCUGGGGUCUCGAAAAGCUUCGGCAUGUAAGUAAUUAAAGUAUACAUAAAAUGAAUAGCAUCGUGGUUUGUCUUGAACUUAUUUUUAUUUUAAUUUUAAGUUUCACCAUAAAUAUUAAUAUUUCAGAUGCUACUUGUCCAAAAAUGUUUGUUUAUUUCCAUUUAGGUCCGUGUAAAAGCACCGUUGUGCAAAGGGAAAACGCCGUAAACGCAAUUUUACAUUUGGAUUGCAUUUUGCAAAAAGGAACCGAGAGCAUUGCACUGUCGCUAAGUUUGUGCAACUUUUUUUUAUCUUGUAAAUAUAAACUGAUU
This is a messenger RNA of Bemisia tabaci, 2150 nucleotides long. RefSeq lists its product as uncharacterized. The record is from RefSeq and is a predicted model, not a curated record. NCBI's taxonomy places the organism in Eukaryota, Metazoa, Arthropoda, Insecta, Hemiptera, Aleyrodidae.